GUCUGAUAUUCCACCAAUUGUCUUUGUUUUUGUAUCCUCCAUCCACUACAAUGUGAGCCAGUCUCUGACCGUCUCCUGUACUAUGUCCGCAGUCUCUGGUCAUCUCCUGUACUGUGUCCGCAGUCUCUGGUCAUCUCCUGUACUAUGUCCGCAGUCUCUGGUCAUCUCCUGUACUGUGUCCGCAGUCUCUGGUCAUCUCCUGUACUAUGUCCGCAGUCUCUGGUCAUCUCCUGUACUAUGUCCGCAGUCUCUGGUCAUCACCUGUACUGUGUCCGCAGUCUCUGGUCAUCUCCUGUACUAUGUCCGCAGUCUCUGGUCAUCUCCUGUACUAUGUCCGCAGUCUCUGGUCAUCUCCUGUACUAUGUCCGCAGUCUUUGGUCAUCUCCUGUACUGUGUCCGCAGUCUCUGGUCAUCUCCUGUACUGUGUCCGCAGUCUCUGACCAUCUCCUGUACUAUGUCUGCAGUCUCUGGUCAUCUCCCGUACUGUGUCUGCAGUCUCUGGUCAUCUCCUGUACUGUGUCUGCAGUCUCUGACCAUCUCC
Molecule: messenger RNA, 541 nt
Organism: Staurois parvus
Lineage: Eukaryota; Metazoa; Chordata; Amphibia; Anura; Ranidae
Source: the annotation of a GenBank genome assembly